Schizophyllum commune H4-8 is the source of this 2058-nucleotide messenger RNA. RefSeq lists its product as uncharacterized. Bases 1 to 2058 code for a protein of 685 amino acids. The transcript is spliced from 3 exons. The record is from RefSeq and is a predicted model, not a curated record. Lineage: Eukaryota; Fungi; Basidiomycota; Agaricomycetes; Agaricales; Schizophyllaceae.
AUGUGGAUCUUUCAAAACCCAUUCAAGCAAAGUAUCAAGAAACUCAGAAAAAAGUAUAUCAAACAUGCUCGAGACCUCAUAAACGAUCGCUUCAGGCGCUUGCUCGCCCAUCUGCAUCUGUCCCUGUACGCCGCGCGGCUUCGUCACGAGCAUGGCCUCUACGGGUUCUGGAAUACUGUGAUCACGAUGAUUGUCGAGACGAGAACGGACCGGCUUGCAUUUGUUCUUCCUCAAUCCAAGUUCCAUCUGCUUCCCAAGGAAGUUCGGUUACAAAUGGAUCAAGCCGCUGUGAAAGAGGAUCUCAAGAAAUUCUGGAAGGCAGCUCUUGCGUGGCGAGACAAGCAGGCUCAAGUCAGUGUGCACAGUUGUAUGAAUGGCGAUUGCCUAACUGAUAUGAUUGACGAGCAGGAUUUCAUGUUGGACUUGGACAAGGAACAGCUUUUCGACCAAUCUAUCCGACACACAAGCAGCUUACCGGUGGCCAUCUCCGAUUUUGCGGUGGUGUCUUUGGAAUUCGAAGCGCCUCCCGCAGAUGCCGUACAGAUUCGAGAUGCAUGUGCAAAGGCUCGCGCAAAAUACAAGAGGUCUGCAAGUGAUCCCAGUCGUCAUCGUCCAAUUGGAUUGCCCGAGGAGUUUCCUAAGCGAUACCAAGUCUAUGAUGCAGCGGCAGAGGACUCGUUAGAGGGUUCCGGAGGGGACCACUCAAACGACGAAAACUACCUGCCGGAAUCCGGCUCUGAUUCGUCCCGGACGCGAAGUUGGCGUGCUCCCUCAAAUUCCAUCACUUCGGAUAACGCCCCCAGUCUUGAUAUCUUGCGCGGCGGCUUGAGCAGCGGUAUCGUGCAGAGCUUCGCCAACGCUAAAGCAGAUGUCUUGCCCCCUAUGUCGCCCAGAGAGGAUCACUCUGGCAGUGUGAGCGGAUCGAAUGACCCUCACGACAAUCCUUCUCCUGCUUCUCCUGCUUCAGCAGAGCCCAUCAUGUCUAGUCCUAUAUCCAGCCAAAGCGACGCGGGUGUACACUUUGCCUCAUACUCGGAGGAAACUGACAUUUCAGGAUCCGGUGGCGAUCACUCCUCAGAUUUGGACUGGCACUCGGGUCAACCGGGAGAUUCGAACUCAGAUACGGUUGACGAAAGCAGUGCCAGCAACAAUCUGGCUGAUCAAAGCAUGCAGAGCGAUGCUGGACAGGAGCCCAUACCACCAAGUCGCUCGAGCAAUGACUCCGAAGACGCCAACAGGGUGCGACCUGAACCGGAGAAUAGCCAAGAUGAAGGGGCAGAACAUGCAACAGAUCCGUCGGAUAAGGGCGAGGAACAAUCGGGAGACGCCAACAGUAUGCGACUUGAACCCGAGCAUAACCAAGAUGAAGGGACAAAGCACGCAACAGAUCCGUCGGACAAGGGCGAGGAAAACACGGAAGACGCCAACAGAAUGCGAAUUGAACCGGAGAAUAACCAGGAUGAAGGGGCAAUUCAUGCAACAGAUCCGUCGGACAAGGGCGAGGAGAACUUGGAUCUUGACUGGAUUGGUGAGAGCAUACGACAGGCGGGCUGGAGUGGAGAGGAAGGAGACCAGGUUUGCAACCUCAAGCAGACGUUCAGACAGCCCGAGAUAAAGCCAGAGAUGCGAACUACGAUCAUGAUGGUGUGGGAGGCGAAGCGCUUUCCUUCGCGUGACCUAUCUCCCGCACAAUUCCAUUGCGUCUUCUAUCAGUUAUUGUACCUAGCCAUGCGUGGCUUGAUCCUUCAGAUCUUGUACGUGUUGAUGAGCGAGGAGUACCGCCACCAGGAUACCGUCGUGGGCGUUGUUAUGGUCGGCGACUACUGGACGUGGAGCCAGUUCAGGCGUGCGGAAAUUGUCAAUGGCACGCCCUUGAAAGACUGGCGCGAAUACACCUCUGACAACAUUCCCAUCAAGCAUGAUUCGUGGCCUGACGCAGUACAAUGGGGCUCUGAGAAAUCGGAUGCACAGUUGGACAAGAUGAUGGCGGCGGUGAAUCAGAAGUUCCCUGCGGCUACUCCACUGGCAGUCGGCAGAUCCCGACGCAAUUCAAUUUGA